AUGGCAACUGAUAUCGACGCCCAGCAGCAACACUAUUCAAAGAAAGACCUCAACCCCAACCCACUCGACGAUUACCCCAACAUUGAAGAAUGCAAACAUAGCUCCGCAAAUGGCGUCCUCGAAGCUCUUGGAUACGAGCCCGAGCUAGUUCGAAACCGCUCCACCCUUCAAGUGGCGUUCAUGUCCUUUGUCCUCGCCGCUAUCCCAUACGGGCUAGCCACAACAUUCACAUACCCUCUCGUUGGAGGGGGUCCUGUGAAUAUUAUCUGGGGAUGGCUUGCCGUGUCUCUGAUAGUUCUUUGUGUGGCCGUCUCUCUCGGCGAAAUCACAUCGGUCUAUCCAACCGCCGGUGGAGUCUACUAUCAGACAUUUAUGCUCUCCCCGCCUUCAUAUCGAAGGAUUGCUUCCUGGAUCUGCGGGUGGUCGUAUGUUGUUGGUAACAUUACUAUUACACUCGCGGUAAAUCUUGGGAGUACUCUGUUCUUCGUAUCGUGCAUUAACGUUUUUGAGUCUUCUCCUGGAGUUGGUGUUUUUGAGGCAGAGACAUAUCAGGUCUUUCUUAUAUUCCUUGCUGUCACGUUCCUCGCUAAUGCAGUCUCGGCUUUCGGAAACAAAUGGCUUCCCUACCUUGAUACGUUCGCAAUUUUCUGGACAUUUGCCGGAAUUCUUGCUAUCAUAAUCUGCGCUCUUGCAAUUGCAAAAGACGGCAGACAUGAUGCCAAUUAUGUCUUCACCAGUUUUGAACCUCAGUCCGGUUGGCCCGCUGGGUGGUCUUUCUGCGUUGGGCUUUUGCAAGCUGCUUACACUACUUCAUCCACGGGAAUGGUUAUCUGUAUGUGUGAAGAGGUCCAGCAGCCCUCAACACAAGUUCCGAAAGCGAUUGUCGGAACAGUCAUCCUAAACACAUUGGCCGGAUUUUUGUUUCUCAUUCCAUUGGUCUUCGUGCUCCCUGAUACAAAAGUAUUAAACGCCCUGCAGUCUGGACAACCGGUGCCAGCUAUUAUAAAGUCCGCCAUUGGAAGCCCGAUUGGAUCAUUCUUGCUUCUCGUCCCUCUAGUUGUGCUCUCUCUGCUCUGCGUGAUAGGCUGCACCACAGCUGUUUCACGAAGUACGUGGGCAUUUGCUCGAGACGGCGGUAUUCCCGGAUCAAAGUGGUGGAAACAAGUAAACAAAGAUGGUGUCCCGUUCAAUGCGAUGAUGCUCGGCAUGGUGGUGCAGAUCCUGCUCGGCUUUAUCUAUUUUGGAUCGACGACUGCAUUUAAUGCUUUCACCGGAGUUGGUGUCAUAACUUUGACACUCAGCUAUGCUUGCCCGAUUGCUGUAUCUCUUGCGGGUGGCCGAAGACAGGUUAAAAACGGACAAUUCAAUUGUGGCACACUCGGCUUGGUUUGCAACGUUGUUGCUUUGGCUUGGAGCAUUCUUGUAAUUCCGUUGUUUUGUAUGCCUGCAUCUAUUCCUGUAUCCGCAAACACCGUCAAUUACGCACCGGUCGUUUUUGUUGCGUUUAUUCUGAUUGCCUCUGCCUGGUACUGGGCUUGGGGGUAUGAGAAAUAUGCCGGACCACCUACAAUGGAGGAUGAUUUCUAUCCAAACCAGUCA
Molecule: messenger RNA, 1599 nt
Organism: Penicillium soppii
Lineage: Eukaryota; Fungi; Ascomycota; Eurotiomycetes; Eurotiales; Aspergillaceae
Exons: 4
Biological process (GO): amino acid transport; transmembrane transport
Cellular component (GO): membrane
Molecular function (GO): transmembrane transporter activity
Source: RefSeq, a predicted model, not a curated record